AUACCAAUAAACUGGAAUAUAUUGUCUAUUGAUGGAUUCAACUAGGAUUUUAUCAAGUGAAAUGCUGAUAACAACAACUGUCAGUAGUGAUAAUGGUGUAAACUCUUUGAAAUUACCAUCAAUUGAUAUAAAUCUGAAGGAUAAUUUUAAAACAUUAGAUAUUUAUACUUUGAUUCAUCAAAUUUCUGUUAAACAUUUAUGGUUAGCUCACCAAUUGGUGAAUCCAGAACACGGUGGUAUAAAAGAUACUGAAACAGGCAAUACACUAUUACAUUGUCUAAUUUCAUCAAUCCCUAAAUUAGCUAAACACUAUGAUAGUAUUCGAUUAAAUGAAGACAAUAAAAUAUCUUCAAGUUGGACUUCAGCAAUUGUUGGAUUACUUUAUCGACUUGUUGUACAUGGUCGAUGUUCAGUAAAUGCUCAAAAUCAUAUAGGAAAUACACCAUUGCAUUUGGUAUGUCUUUUACCUAACACAGAUUUUUUAACAAUUCAUUUGAUACGCUUAGGAGCUGAUCCGGAGAUUAAAAAUAAUUCUGGUCUUCAUGUUUACUAUAAUUGUGAAGAACAACGAGCAUGGUUGGUAAAAAACUUACCUGGUUUGAAUUGUGGCAUAUGGAAUGCAAUAAGACGAGAAGACAUCACUAAAAUAGAUUACUGUUUAUCAUGUUGGUGUCGAACUGUUGCAAAUCAACCCAAUGGAAAAAGUUUAUUUGAGUGUGCAAUGUCAACGGGUAAUUAUGAAUUAGUCAGACACAUAGAUCAGACUCGUAAUACAAAUGAGUUGAUUGCAGCCACAAUGGCAUUGGAUUUAAACUAUAUGGAAAUGCUCUUAUCAAUUAAAAUUGAAAAAGAAAAGUGUCAAGUGAAUAAAUGCGAUAUGACUUUCGAUCCUCCGCGUCCUUUAAUUGCUGAAUUGAAAAUAAUCUACGGUUCUAAGGCGAAUAAAGCUAUUGAAUUACUUGAAAAACAUGGUGGAUGCAAUGAACUGCAAUAUUAUGAGGAAGUUGAAAAAAAGAAAAUGGCUUUUAUCAAUUCUCCAUUUUAUUUACAAGUACAAACUGCAAAAACAGUGUCUGAUUUAAAUGAGGCAUGGAAGUUAAUUGAUCAUUAUUCCUUUCAACCAAAUCUUAGACGACAUACAGAUCAAGCAACAUUUCUGCAUUUUUUAGUUGAACGUUAUAAGAGUUUAAGGCAUCAACAACAUUUGCAACGAGGUUUAAUUCGACUUAUGGCUAAACUAGCCAUUUCUGGUGUCGAUCUACAAGCACGUGAUAGUUACGGGAACACUGCCUUACUUUGUGCUGCAAAAGAAAAUCAUUUCAUUGAAGUAGUGACUGGUGAAGUAACAAGGCAUUCUGUCCAUCAAAUUCAUGAAGACAGAAGAGAUGAAAGAGGAGAAAAAAGAGAAGGAGUAGAUGAUGAAGAAACUGAAGAACCACUAAAUUAUGAAGAGGAAUUAAACCAACCAAAAAAAGUAUAUGAAUCUGUUAUUGACAUAAAUGAAGAAAAGGCUGUUCCAGAUACUGAAAGUACAAUCAAUAUUGAGGAUAUGGAUCAUGUAGUUGAAAAUGUUGAGUCUUAUAUAGACAGUGAAACUGAGAGAUCUGCUAAUUUCAGACCUUCUACAGGUGUUUCAAAAUCAGAACAAGUCAAGUAUUUAACCAAUUCACAUAUGAAAAUUCCACAUUUCAGUGAUCAACGUUUAAUUUCAGUUUUAAUCCAGUUAGGCUCAGAUAGUUCAAUUCCAUGUAACGAUGGUUACUCAGUGUAUCAUGAAAAUUACAUCCCUAAAGGCGCUUAUACAAUUGACAGAAAUAUUCAGUCAAGUCUAUUGAAGUGCAGUAUUAAACGUUCUAAAGGUUUGAUAGACCAUCCGGGUAUAUGGCCAAUUGUAGACAGAUUAAUAUACAGCAUACAAUAUGAUAAAUCGAAUGAUAUUAUCAACUUUUUUUAUACUGAACUAGAGAAUACAAUCAAAGAGAAUUUAACUUGGUUGAGAGCCAAACGCUCAGGAUUAACAGUCAUUGAAUGGAUCAAAUCAUUAUGGGUCCAUCAAGAUUACUGUGACAAGUCGAUUAAAUUGAUAUACUGUAAAUUGAUCGAUAUGUUACAACACUAUAUUAGUUUAACUGAUUUUGCAAUUUAUGCCAUGGCUGGUGAUAUUCAACAGUUGAAACAAUGUCUAGCUAUGGGAAAAGGUCAACUGAAAGCUCAACUUCAUAUACAAAAAUUUCUGACAGGAAUAAAGAAAAAUGAUGUCAGAGCAAAUUUUAUAUCACGUCCAUUGUUAAUAAGUGUUAUGGAAUAUUCUACAGCUGAAGUACUGAAGCUUAUGAUCCAGUCAGGAGCAAAUUUAAGCGAAUAUUAUUCAGAGAUGGAACCUUUUGGACCAGUAGCAUUCUGGAGUUUCAAAGAAUUUGUCAGUCUUCAACAUACUUAUGAAGUAGUUAAAGAAGCUCCUAUACAUUUAAGAGAUUCAAAUGGAUCCUCAUUGUUUCAUUACGCUGCAAACCUUUUCCAAGUGAUACAUCCACAGGAUAAUAAUGGAUUUCAGUGGGCAAGUUUAAUUCUAGCUACAGUAUUGAAACGAGGAGUUAAAAUUUAUCAGCGAGAUGUUUGGGGGCGAAACGGACGUGAUUUGUUGAACAAAAGUGGACAAAAAUUAAACAAUACAGAUACUGAAUAUUGUGAAACAGCAGAAAAGUUCAGGCCAUUUGAAGAGAAAGCACCACACCCUUUUGAUCUUCAUGAUAUAAUCAAUUCAGAGACUGGUGACUUAUUGACUGCUGAGCAGUUAGUUGAUCGACAAAUCGCUUUUUUAGUGUCUGCAAAUCAUAUACAAUCAAUAGAGGAGUUAAAUCUUCACGGAUAUAACUAUGUACACUUGGCUAAUUCUGGACCUCCAAAAUACAGAUAUGCAAGAGUCAUUGCUGUACAGAAAGAGUACAAUGAAAUGAUAACACUUCUAGAUAUAUUUGAUCAAUAUCGAUUAGAAAUGAGUGAAGUACACAAAACUAUUCUAAUUGGAGAUUAUCAUCACUUCCUUCGACUAGUGAAUAAUAAAAAAGUAAUAAUGAGUCGUGAUUGGAGAGAACGCUCACUGUUACAUCUUGCAGUACUUUAUCGUAGGACCGAUUUUGUCCUGCAAUUAAUUGAAUUAUGUCCAGAGCUUGUCAAUUAUCAAGACUGUCUUGGACGUACUCCACUUCAUUAUGCAAUCUGUUUAAAUGAUAAUCGUAGGUUAUUCUUGAAAAUUGUUGCAAAGUGUGGAUCUGUAGAUAAACACAUCAAGGACUUGGUAUGUUCUUGGGCUUAUAAUUUUGGUCAUUUUUUAGAAUCAAGUCUGUUCAUGUUUUACUUUUUUAUACUUGAUUAAGUCAAAACUAAUUCUUGGGUGACUUAAGACGGAUUUUUCGAUUUCCAAGGGAUUUUUCUCAGUAAUAGUAGUCAACUAACAAAUCGAUGUAAAGUAGUCAGCACUGUGAAGCUACAUGCACUAGGCAGUGUUUCAAAUCCACUGUGUAAGGAGCUACAAUACUAGAUAUUUCCGCUGAGUCAUUGGUCGAUGGUGUGAUUUUCAAAUUCACAUCCUGAAGGCUGCUUGCCUAUAGCAACGUGUCAGAAUUCCUCAAAAACGUCUGAACUAAAAAUUAUACUAUUACAGAAUGUUAUGCACGAUGAACAUAAGUAUUUUACAGAUGAGCAGAAAUUCAUUCAGAUCAAAUAUCCCAGUUGGGCUCCAGACCUUCUGAAUAAAUUACUCGUUCUAUUAACACUGUACAACAGGUACUGAAGUGCUUCCGAUACCCAAUACAGCGCAGUGUAGUGUCGCGUCACUGAGCUUGAUGACCACUGCAAAUAUGAUCAUCAGAAUUCAGUAACUACUGAGUAACACAGACUUGAUAUCUACAUACUAUCAGUCAUACAGGGAACCAGUUGUGCCGUAACUGGCUAUGGGUGAUGCAGAUUCCGAUCAUCAAGGCAACAUCAAUUCCCUCAUGGUUAUAGAUACAUCUUACCAAUGAGUGCCAACAAAUACCAAGCCUAUAUCCAGGGUUUCCUGCCAAUCGACCACCUCUCCUCCUCAAUCUAGCAUAAAACCAAGUUGGAGAAUAUGCAGAAGCGUAGUAGUUCUGUAUGCUAUACAUCACCUUAUAAACAGAAUAUGAUAUCAGGCUUUGUUCAAUAAGAAAAUAAAGCAUAAUACAAUAAAACCUGAGUACAACUGUAGGUUUUCAUAUUAUUCUGUAGAUUCGUCCUUUGUAAGCGGGUUUCAUCUGUCUAAUUCUAUUUAAAACGUCAAUAAUUUCAACUUCUUGUUAGAUAUCUUUGGAAUAUUUUAGCGAAAUAUUUCUAUCAAUCAAUAUGGUGAAUAUUAUGAAAAAAAGAUACCUGAAUACAUAGAUCUAAUUGAAGUAGAAAAGUCAAACGCUAUACUUGAACCUAAUUGGCCUGAUCAAAAAAUUUAUUCACUAACAAUUAAUCAGUCAUUAAAAACUGAAUUAGAAGAGAAACAAAACGCCAAUAUUCAAUACAAAGAUAAACUUAUGAAUGAACAACAGGAAAAAAAUUUCAACUGUUUAACAUUUCCUAUACCUGGUGCAUUCAAUGCAAUUGAAUUGAAGAGAAUAAAAUCAGCAACAAACUGGCGGCAAAGAACUUAAAACAAGGUUGUACAAGCAAAUCACUCAUGUUGCCAAGAUUUUUAACAUUAUUAUUCCAAAAAAUCAGUAUUUAAAAAAUUUUUUUCCCGCCUAUUGUUCUCAUUUAACUUAUAAUAAAAGGUAAAGAAUUAACAAAAAAUAAUACAUU
Messenger RNA from Heterobilharzia americana, 4812 nucleotides. The record is from the annotation of a GenBank genome assembly. Lineage: Eukaryota; Metazoa; Platyhelminthes; Trematoda; Strigeidida; Schistosomatidae.